Molecule: messenger RNA, 1424 nt
Organism: Plectropomus leopardus (leopard coralgrouper)
Lineage: Eukaryota; Metazoa; Chordata; Actinopteri; Perciformes; Serranidae
Gene: mob3a
Product: MOB kinase activator 3A
Source: RefSeq, a predicted model, not a curated record
UCGAGCUCGACAGUGGUGUACUUUUCGUUUCGUAGGGAGGAGUCAGUCGGUAGUUUCUUUAAUAAAGUGACAUGUUUAUUGAAUUAACAGUAAUUAUACAACAUGUAUGGCAUCAUGUAUCCAUAAUGUAGUCUUUUUACGUCGUUAACUUAAAGCUGUUGAUCGGUUAUCAGAUAAUUUUCGAUAAAAAAGGUCGAAGGAAACUGUCGGAACAGGAAGGCGGAACAAGAUCACAGACUGGGUCGAACAAAUACCAAAAAACAGUCCAUAGCAAAAACUCUGCACUGGUUGUUUACACAACCUUUUGACUGCUUCCAUUUCAACAGUAAAUAAUUCACCAGAAGCAUUCAAACAAAUCGCCCGGUGCCACCACAUGCAACCAUGUCCCAUGCCCUGAAACAAGUCUUCAACAAAGACAGGACAUUCCGGCCCAAGCGCAAGUUUGAGCCCGGGACGCAGCGCUUUGACCUGCACAAGAAGGCCCAGGCGUCUCUGAAUGCAGGGCUGGACCUGAAGCAGGCCGUGCAGCUGCCCCAUGGCGAGGACCUCAACGACUGGGUGGCCGUCCACGUGGUCGACUUCUUCAACCGCAUCAACCUCAUCUACGGCACCAUCAGUGACUCCUGCACAGAUCAAACCUGUCCUGUCAUGUCCGGUGGGCCCAAGUACGAAUACCGCUGGCAAGACGAGCACAAGUACAAGAGGCCAACGGCGCUGUCAGCACCCAAAUACAUGAGCCUUCUCAUGGAUUGGAUUGAGGUACAAAUCAACAAUGAGAACAUCUUCCCUACCAACGUCGGUACUCCCUUCCCUAAGACCUUCAUGCAGGUGGCUAAGAAGAUUUUGUCUCGUCUGUUCCGGGUGUUUGUCCACGUCUACAUCCACCACUUUGACCGAGUGAGCCAGAUGGGGGCCGAGGCUCACGUCAAUACCUGCUACAAGCAUUUCUAUUACUUUGUCACUGAGUUCAACCUCACGGACCACAAAGAGCUGGAACCGCUGAAAGAGAUGACCUCUCGGAUGUGUCACUGAGGGAGUACAGCUGACCGGUGGACACGCCAGACGAACACAUCCGUCCAUGGAGAAGACUGCAGAACUAAAAGAGCAAACAAAUUCAAGAAAGAGUCUAUUUUUAUAUUUAAGUACUGUAAUCUAUUUUAGCCACAUACUGUAGGUUUUAACCUUGUCAGGUGAGGCAAUCUGUUCCUUUUAAAAAAGUUUUCAAACAUUUUAUCAGAGCACAGUAUUAAGAGGUGUAUGUUUGUGUUGAUGUUUUUCUAUUUUAUUUGAAUCUCAAUCAUUCCAGGAUGCUUUUGUCUUUCUGUCUGUCUAAAAUGAUCUAAAAUUAGUACGAUUUCUUACUGUUCAUCUAUUAAAUCACUAUGUUGUUACAUUAAAAUAAAUGAUCCUCUACUCUGUUAUAA